GGAUUAAUUUAAUCAGUGCGAAAGAUGGGCAAGUGCGGAAAAUUUCUGUUCAUCGUCGCUUCUUUGAUCGCGGUCUUCGUGGGUGUUAAAAUUAAAGAAUGCAGUAAAAGUCCGCCGAUUCCGACUGUGCCAGAACCCUACUGGGGCCCAGGUAAAGAGGUCAAAGAUGAUACAACAAUUAAACCAUUCAAAGUCAACAUAUCCGAUAAUGUAUUAGAUGACUUGAAAAACCGACUUCUCAGGCACAGAUUGAUUACGAAGUCUCUGGAAGAUUCGAAUCACCAUUAUGGGAUCAAUUCGGCGCUCCUCAGUGAAGUUGUUGACUUCUGGAGAAAUGAUUACGAUUGGCGGAAGCGAGAAGUGUACCUGAACAAGUUUCCUCAAUUUAAGACGCAAAUUCAAGGACUCGACAUCCAUUACAUACACGUUAAACCUGAUACCAAUAUUCAGAAAAUACCGCUACUUAUCCUCCACGGUUGGCCGGGUUCGGUUCGGGAAUUCUACGAAAUCAUUCCGAUGCUGACUGAAGUGCAGAAGGGCAGGAACUUUGUUUUUGAGAUCGUGGCUCCUUCUCUUCCAGGUUAUGGAUUUUCUGAUGGCGCUUCGAAAUCGGGCUUAGGAGCUGUCGAGAUGUCUGCAGUUUUGAAAAAUCUGAUGAUUCGUUUGGGUUACAAGAGGUUCUAUGUUCAAGGUGGCGAUUGGGGAAGCACCUUGGCUGCAACCAUGGGUACCAUAUAUCCAGACUACGUCAAGGGAAUACAUUGUAAUAUGUGCAUGAAUUAUAACCCUGUCUCUUAUUUAAAGCUUUUCGUGGCGAGUUUUUACCCUACGUAUUUCAUGACGGAAAAAGAAGUAGAAAGCAUAUAUCCACUUUCGAAUCUUAUGUCGAAGCACGUAUUAGAGAGUGGAUACUUCCAUUUGCAAGCCACAAAACCUGACACAUUAGGCGUUGGUUUGAACGACUCUCCAGUUGGAUUAGCAGCUUACAUUCUGGAGAAAUUCAUUAUCGGGACCAAUUACAGUUACAGAAACCGCAUGGAUGGUGGGCUUAAGAUAAAAUUCGACUACAAUAAACUCUUGGACAAUGUAAUGAUCUAUUGGGUAACAAAUUCGAUAACAACUUCGAUGCGCCUCUACUCAGAAACGGUCAACGUCGCCCAAAGGAAAUAUAACAUAAAUAAAAUCGAAACUAAAGUACCGAGCGCCUGUGCCCAAUUCAUAAACGAUUUGUUUUACCAACCCGAGUGGAUUCUCAGGGAUAAGUAUGUAAAUAUGGUUCAUUUGAAGAACUUUGAUGACGGUGGACAUUUUGCUGCGCUUGAAGUUCCCGGGGUGUUAUCCCAAGACAUAUUUGAAGCCAUCACCAAGAUGGAAGUGCUUGAAACCACCAAAGAAUAGUACUGCAAAUCUAGUACUCUAAAUUAAC
Nicrophorus vespilloides is the source of this 1426-nucleotide messenger RNA. Its product is annotated as juvenile hormone epoxide hydrolase 1-like. Gene Ontology annotation, molecular function: epoxide hydrolase activity. The transcript is spliced from 3 exons. Lineage: Eukaryota; Metazoa; Arthropoda; Insecta; Coleoptera; Silphidae. The record is from RefSeq and is a predicted model, not a curated record. Gene Ontology annotation, biological process: epoxide metabolic process. The coding region runs from base 25 to 1398 and encodes 457 amino acids.